Molecule: messenger RNA, 3953 nt
Organism: Homo sapiens (human)
Lineage: Eukaryota; Metazoa; Chordata; Mammalia; Primates; Hominidae
Gene: DTD1
Product: D-aminoacyl-tRNA deacylase 1
Exons: 6
Coding region: 20-649 (209 amino acids)
Biological process (GO): aminoacyl-tRNA metabolism involved in translational fidelity
Cellular component (GO): cytoplasm; nucleus
Molecular function (GO): Gly-tRNA(Ala) deacylase activity; D-aminoacyl-tRNA deacylase activity; aminoacyl-tRNA deacylase activity
Source: RefSeq, marked reviewed
ACUCGCCCCAGCCGCCGCCAUGAAGGCCGUGGUGCAGCGCGUCACCCGGGCCAGCGUCACAGUUGGAGGAGAGCAGAUUAGUGCCAUUGGAAGGGGCAUAUGUGUGUUGCUGGGUAUUUCCCUGGAGGAUACGCAGAAGGAACUGGAACACAUGGUCCGAAAGAUUCUAAACCUGCGUGUAUUUGAGGAUGAGAGUGGGAAGCACUGGUCGAAGAGUGUGAUGGACAAACAGUACGAGAUUCUGUGUGUCAGCCAGUUUACCCUCCAGUGUGUCCUGAAGGGAAACAAGCCUGAUUUCCACCUAGCAAUGCCCACGGAGCAGGCAGAGGGCUUCUACAACAGCUUCCUGGAGCAGCUGCGUAAAACAUACAGGCCGGAGCUUAUCAAAGAUGGCAAGUUUGGGGCCUACAUGCAGGUGCACAUUCAGAAUGAUGGGCCUGUGACCAUAGAGCUGGAAUCGCCAGCUCCCGGCACUGCUACCUCUGACCCAAAGCAGCUGUCAAAGCUCGAAAAACAGCAGCAGAGGAAAGAAAAGACCAGAGCUAAGGGACCUUCUGAAUCAAGCAAGGAAAGAAACACUCCCCGAAAAGAAGACCGCAGUGCCAGCAGCGGGGCUGAGGGCGACGUGUCCUCUGAACGGGAGCCGUAGCUCAGGAGGCAGAAUUCAGUGUGUUAUCAUUGGGCAGAACUGGAUCCUGAAAAAUUCAAGAUGCUAAGCACCUACACUACUUUAAGAAUUUGGAACUGAAACAUGAAGAGGAAGACAGAAAUAAGAAUUUGGGAACCUGAAUAGCUCUGCAAAAAACACCAAAGGACCGUUUUAUCGUUUUCUGUUGUUGCUGUGGUGGAGUGAUGCAGUGGGCACUGCCGGUGGGCCAGGGGGCGGGUGCGCAUGUGGUAGAAGGUGUGCGCUCGUGCCUCCCCCACAGAAAGGCUUUGUUGGUUUCUACCACAUCUUGGCUUGCUUUUGGAACAGGCUGGCCCAGCAUCAUUUGUCAUCAAGUCCACUGUGGUGUAUUCUGCGUGUCCAUGGCGGGGGUUCUCCAAUACACUCACACUGUCCAUGUUCUUUUUAUUGCCAGGGCCCGUGUUGAAGUGUCAAGAGAGCAAUCAUCAAUGAUAAUGUAUUGUGUGAGACCUUUGCAUCUUGUAAAUUUUCUCUUUUUUCUAAAAAUAAAUAAUAAUAAAAUCCUAAAUCUCAACAAACCACUUUAUUAUCAAACAAAUUCUGCUCUGUUUCUGCAUAACGAUGAUGUCCAUAGAAAUGCAAUGCGUCUGACCUCUCUCUAUGCGUAUCUACACUUCUUUUCACAUAAGUCUCUCGCAAGAGGGCCUUCUCUAACUGGCCCACACAGGCUCCUGAGUCCAGGUGGGAGCCUGUCUAGCCAGUUUACAAUUGAUGACAUGGUACUUGGAAGUGAGAUGUCAGGAAAAGGGAGUGUGGGUCAGAAGAUAGUCCAGUUUCAGAAUGGCCACACUGUUCUGAGACCAAGUGUGGAGCCACAUCUGGUGUAUCCAGCUUUGGGAGGUGGAGGAAGGCCUCAGCAUGGCGGGUGGUGCAGAUACCCUUUAUCCAGUAGCUACAUGGUUGUCCAUGUAUCCAAGUCACCACACCCAGCACUCUGGGAAGAAAGAAUCACAUUCUGCCAAAGUAAUUUCUCAGUUAAAUUUCAGUCUACUGGUGGCACACUCAGAGUAGUCAUUUUUUGACAUAUGAUUUAAUAGCUUUAUUUAUAUAUCUAAUAACGCUCGCAUAUAUGCUCUCUGGAAAAUAUUUUUGUAUAUAGAAGAGACAUCCUUAAUUGUGAUUUUUAUAAUGCUGAAACUCUGUCUUCUGUGACCUCUAUAAUAACUUCUGAAUCCAUCUAGUCUGACCCAGUCAUCUACUUCAAAUGAUAAUAAAUCAGAAAAUGUGGAAAACAAAAAAGCUCAAAACACAUCUCUUGGAAUAUAGAGUUGGAAAAGGGUCUGCCAGACUGCUUUGUUCUAAACCAAUUCAGAUGGUCCAGUGUAAUUCACAAUGGUUUAAACCUCUAGAUUUGAAGUCAUUACAUCCCAGAUGCAGACCCUGGCCAGCUCCCUAAGCUGUGUGGGCAGUGAGGUCCCAGAAGCUCUGCUGUUUGAGUUAUCUAAGCAGGGUUUUACAGAGUGAAUUCAAAUUCACUUUAAAGCUACUUGAACCUACAUGUCGAUAAACUCAGUUGUAGGGUUUGGCUUGCUGGAUAACUGUCAUGUUUCUCCACCACAGCAUUUUAUUGCCACCAAUUAAUGCUUAUUGAACAGUUGCAGCCUGUCCUUGUAGUAAGGGGUAACGAGGAUUGCAUAGAGAUACGACCUAAGGAUCAUGACAUUUGGAUGGUGGUAAAAUGCUAAAGGCCUUUGUUGGUCACAGCCCAGUUCCUGGCUCCCAUUCUAAAGGGACAGAGACAUACCAGAGAGUGAGCACCAUGUGGUCAAGUUGCUGAAGGGUCUGAAACCGUAAAGGAAGAGCUGAAGGAGCUGGGGCUGUUUCAUCUGGGAGGGGAACUCUAAAUGUUUGAAAGAUGUGGAAGAGAAGCUGGGUCAGGAACAAAAAUAGGAGCAAUGGGUGUAAGUUGCAUCAACGUAGAUUCUGGCAUUCUAACAACAUGAUUCAAAAGUGGAAGGUGAUGUUGGGAGCUUUUGGUGUUUGAGCAGAAAUUCUGAGCCUAUAUGUGUGAGGGGGGAUCUUUGAUUAAUUAAAACAUCUUCCUCACAGUAUGCAGGAACAUGGUAAAAGAAAGCAUUUACUACUUUUGUAAACAUUUUGGAUUGAAGAGAACUUUUCCAUCAUCCUGAAAAUCACUUUCAACUCCUGGGAUCAGAGAAAUAGCAGUGAAUACACCGAAGUCUGGCCUAAGAGGGUCAGAUCUAACCACAGGGCCAGAUUAUAGAGAAAAAUGAAAGCUCAAGAAGAAACCCCAUAAUAUCUGCAGCUGCCUCAAAAAGGUGGUUAAUUUCCACCCCCACCUACACUCCUGAAGGUCCUUUCCUAGUUGCUUUGAAACUAAUGGCUAAAAUUAGAUUUUGGGUGGCAUUCUUGUGGAGAAUAAAUCUCUCAGUCUUUACAUCUCUCCCAACAUCUCUGCCUCCUUCUUUCUGCUUAUUUAUAAAGCAUACUGCUUAUUGUCCAUUAAAACAUCAUUUGAAUGAGGAUGGGAGAGGAGAAUCGUACCAUGUAUGGCUUUUCUGAGAAGCCUUGGCAGAUCACAGACCCAGGACUUUAAACAGAGUGCUGUGCCGAUAACACUGCAUAGCAGGACCCAUUUAAUCUUGCCUUUGGUGGUUUACUUUACAGGAGACCAAGCUCUUGUGGCUACACAAAACAUAGACCAAAUAAAGGCAUCUUUGGGGGCUGGAUGUCCAUAGCAGCACCUCAUGGUUAGUGGUCCCAGGGAGGGCAUUUUCUCUACCAAGCAGUGUCCUGGCUCAGAUGGGUGCCAGCUGGCAUAUAUAUGGACAAUUUGGCAUUUCAUUGAUUUGAUCAUAAGGAACAAAUAGUUCCGCAAACACCCUAUUUCCUUUGAUAUGGUAACAUUUGAGUAACUCCAAAGCCAGAGAGGCAAUCUUUUCUAUCUCUGGUUUGUCAGAUUUUCUGCCGUUUUUCAGCCAGGCACUUUAAGAAUUCUUAAUUUGUUGUUCGUUAUUGAUUCAGGUCCUUUAAAAAUAGAGUUAAACACCCUCAUCUCAGAAGACAUGGAAUAAUAUCAAAAGUAAAGCCACCCACUGGCUGCAUCAGAAAAGAAGAGGGAGGCCGGGCGCGGUGGCUCACGCCUGUAAUCCCAGCACUUUGGGAGGCCGAGGCGGGUGGAUCACGAGGUCAGUAGAUCAAGACCAUCCUGGCUAACACAGUGAAACCCCGUCUCUACUAAAAAUACAAAAAAUUAGCCGGGCGUGGUGGCGGGUGCCUUAGUCCCAGCUACUCGGGAGGCUGA